Messenger RNA from Cyphellophora europaea CBS 101466, 1737 nucleotides. RefSeq lists its product as uncharacterized. The coding region runs from base 1 to 1737 and encodes 578 amino acids. The transcript has a single exon. NCBI's taxonomy places the organism in Eukaryota, Fungi, Ascomycota, Eurotiomycetes, Chaetothyriales, Cyphellophoraceae. The record is from RefSeq and is a predicted model, not a curated record.
AUGAGACCUCGCAUCAGUCUGGGCGAGGCGGCUAGCGUCGCCACCGAGCUGAGGAGUUGGUACCUCACCUCCGCUCGAAAUAAUCCACGCACGCAGAUUGUGAAUCCACGCCUCUGCCAGGACAUCCUACAACGACUGGCUCCUUCACUCGAACGCCACAAAGGGUGCACUCUACUUGACAUCAACCCAGGUGUAUGCCAAUGGUCGGAACAUCUUCAUGACAUUGUUCAGCCGCGCCGCCACAUUCUUGCAGAGCCGAAACGAGAGACAUUCGCGCCCUUCAUCAAUCCCCUGCUCGAGAAAGUCGGGAGUCGGUACGAAUGGACGGACAAGGGCUUAGGCUCUAUUAUCCACGACACAAAGUUUUUCGAGGAAGAGAACCUUGACCAGAAAGAUCAGUUGACCACAUCAAACCCCAAUAUCCUGGUAACGAUCAAUCUCUCAGACAAUGUCCUCAAUCCUAAAGGAGGCCUCACUGUCCGGGCGCACACGUACUUCAUCAACAACCUUUACGCGUCGUUGUUCACCUUGCGCAACGAUCUCUUCAGACAUGGUCUUUUCAGAGUUCUAGCAUGGCUGCCAGAUGAGGACAAACACUUGUUCGUGCCGCGCACAGUAGAACAGCGGAGCAAGCAAUCGCUACAGCUGGAUACCACGUGCUCCGUCACAGAGGUCGCUAGUCUUUCCUCGACUGCCGAAGAUGAGAAUCCCAGACAUCAGAGGAUAUAUGACCUCUCAAUAGAGGAUUUGCGAACUGUGCGAAAGAAAGACAGAGCAGCGGGUAUUUUUGUGCCUUCACAUCACCCUGAUACUGAUCCUUUACCACCAGCGGUACAUCUGCAUCCCUCUGUUGAGUCUUACAAAAGUAUAGACCAUCUCGAACGACAUGCGUAUCAGGAUGAGCUGAUGUCGCUGGAUGAUCAGGUGAAGAGGGAAUUCCCAGAGGUCUACGAAGCCUAUGCUCCUGGCUGGCUAUCCGUCGACAAGAGGAUCCCUCGCUCACACAGCAAUGAGCCCUUGAUCAAACAAUGGAAGUUGUUGUACGUCCGCGCUCGGACUCUUCACAAGACGUACUUGCUGAAAACGAGCAUUGCCAAGGAACAACGUGACAUCGAGGCGCAGUGGCGAGCUGCACAAGAGGGAGGGGACGAGGAGGCGCUAAAAGGCCUCAAGCAUCGCGCUGAGAAGAACCUAGCGGCUGUGAAGAAGCAGAAGGCCACUAAUCAGCAGUGGGUUCGCAAAGCAAUUGACGAUUACCGCGCAUACGAUAUGCAGGCCUUCUCAUGGUACCGCCGUCCAUACAACCCACUUGUGACGAGUACGUCGCAUUUUGCCAGAUCCAAAGGCGAUUUCGCAAAGCAGAAAGCGCUUGCUCUUGUGGACAUAGAACCAGACCCCAACUUCCGGAAGACGUUUGACACGGAUACUAGAUGGCGCAUCUUUGACUACGUGAUCACGCGUCUGUCGGUCGCUUGGACAAGAGACGUAUACACCGCUCUGCAGCAUAUCAUUCCGGCUGGAGUCGACGAGUUCAUCGAGAUGGUGCCGAGCCUCAAGGACCCGAGACGAGGGGGCUGGCAUGAUCUCCGGGAGCUUAGAAUGCGAUCGCUCCCGGCUGAGAUCUGGGUCGAUAUCGCAUUGGCAUACCAUGAGUGGCCUUUCCGACUUACUGAGAAGGAACUUUGGAAUGAGCAUGAUAAGGUCAGGUCUCUGUCAGACCCUGUCUUGCUAAAAUGA